This is a messenger RNA of Chaetomium strumarium, 888 nucleotides long. RefSeq lists its product as uncharacterized. NCBI's taxonomy places the organism in Eukaryota, Fungi, Ascomycota, Sordariomycetes, Sordariales, Chaetomiaceae. The record is from RefSeq and is a predicted model, not a curated record. The transcript has 4 exons. The coding region runs from base 1 to 888 and encodes 295 amino acids.
AUGGGCGCAUAUCGCCAGACGAAGAGCGCCGACUUCCGAUCCGUCUUCGUGUAUGGCCGUCUUAACGGACCCCUCUUUACGAUAAGCUUCGCCGAAGUCUCGGGUGUUGCGGUAUCUUCCGGGUACAACUACACAUCGCACUCGCCGAGUGCGGCGGAUGUCGAGACCUUCCCAUUGCUUUCCCGCCAAGGUCCCGCGGAGGUCGGAGCAAACAGCAACCCCCUCGACAUGAUCAUUGGCAACUCUCCGUCUAGCUUCAGCUCAUGGCUGCAGGCCGAAGAAGGCAUGCUUAAGGCCAGUCUCAUCGGGCGCGCCACGGCACAGAUGCCGCCCGCCGCGAACAAGUCUCCCGUCACGUUUGUAUAUGCGGAGCUAGGCAUUGUGGCGUCGAUCGAUAGCACCUCGUUUGUAGUCAAAUCGCAGCUUAGCAGCAAUUCCUUCGUGCUUACGCCCUUGUGCCGGAUUCGGGGCGGUUUCGCGCUAGCGUUCUGGUCGUAUCGGACGGGCUCCGCGUCGGCGGCGAAGGCUACUUUGCCAUCACCCCCGAAGGCGGUCAUAGGCGGGGCAUAUAUGAUUGCCACCUUCAAUACAGGGCUGAUCUACGCCGACUUUGAAGCCUGGGUGUUAUUCCUGCUCAACCACAAGCCGCUGUUCUUUGUCACCGAGGUGGGGCUGAGCAUUACGGUCGGCGCCUGCAUUAAUAUGGGCUUUAUCUGCAUCGACAUCAACGGCACCGUUAAUGCGGAUCUGCCUAAGGCGUUGAUAUUUGACGAGUUCGCCGACGCCGUGGCCAAGCCGGCCCUGACGGGCGUAGAAGGGACCAAAGGCGCCGAUAAGGCCGCGCUGGUGGUCGUGGCUCUCUCCGCGGGCGCUAUAACGGAUACCUAG